AGUGAGUCGAGCUGCCUAGGCUUCUCCUGAUUUUCGUGGUGAGACUUGGCGUGUGGGGGAAAUUUAACCGAUCAACAGCAAAAGCUCUCUCGGGUUUGGAUCUUCCCAGGCAACGGGCCCGAGUUUGAAAUAAAGCCACGGACUCCAACUAGCGCAGGCCUUCAAUUUUGUAGACACCAGACAGAAUAUUUCCGAAUCGAGUGAUAUUUCGUACAGAGUAGAGACGGGACAGGGAUUCAGAAGUCAGCCCAGCUGCCUGGAGAGUCGGGAAGAAGCCGAAGAGGAUGUUCUGGGGCAGUUGCAUUGUCAAUCAGUUCGUGCUCUUUUUACCCCAAAAUCCUGUGAGGGGAAGGUGUCAAAAAAAGUUCACCGAGAGCGGCCUGAACUCUGGCGCGACCGACUCGUCACUCGAGUCUUUUCCUGCUCUUCCCGGGCCGUGCUGCUCUCCCACUCAGUUUGGAGAUGCUCGCGUGGAGAUGCGGAGAUGGCAGGAUACCGGGGGAUCGUAUGCAGCGCACGAUGUCGGAACCCAACAUACAGGCAAAUUCAAGGGCGUAAACAGCCCAAACAGCCCAGAAUCGGUCGGGAUUGGAGUCCCGUGGAGCAUAGAUCGGAUGCGCGCAGUCGGCGUUUUACCCGCGAUCGGCCCCAUUGCCCAAGCAGCAUGUUCACAUGAGUCAAAGAAAACACUCACACAAAACACUCACGCAACAUCUCCGAGACUGGAGCUAGUUAUUUAUCACUCCCUUGCUGACCGAUCGUCCUCUUCUCACUCCCCUGUUUCUUUUGCUCCUUUUCCUUUUUGACAGCUGUGUCUUUUCGUCCCAUUCUCCAUUUCAAUUGAUAGCCAACAUGCUUUCCACCCUCCGAAUCGCUGGCCGCAAGGCUGCCACCCGCGAUGCUAGCGUGCGCACUGUGAUCGCUGGCGCCAGAUAUGCUUCUACUUGGUCCAACGUUCCCCAGGGCCCUCCUGUAAGCUUG
Molecule: messenger RNA, 981 nt
Organism: Aspergillus versicolor CBS 583.65
Lineage: Eukaryota; Fungi; Ascomycota; Eurotiomycetes; Eurotiales; Aspergillaceae
Exons: 1
Coding region: 285-806 (173 amino acids)
Source: RefSeq, a predicted model, not a curated record